CCCUCGGCGUUGCCCAUGGCCCCUACGGGCCCCCGCCGGCCGCCGCCAUCGCGGGCGGCGCCGCCCGGAGCGCCUUCACGGGGGGCGCCGCCGCCAUCUUGGCUACGGGCAACGCGCGCCGCCCAUUGGCUGAGCGGCGAGGGCGGGGCCGAGCCGGAAUGUGACCCCUCCGGACCCCCGGACCCGAGCGGAGACGUUCCUUGGCGGGCGCGUUCCGGGCCACCCUCCUGCCCCGCGCGUGUCCCCAAAUCCGCGCGUGUCCCCAAAUCCCUUCGUGUCCCCAAACCCCCGCGUGUCCUGUGGCCUCCAUGUCCCCCCGUGUGCCCACCCCGCAUCCCUGGACUCACCCCGCCCCAUGUUCGCCGCUGUGCCGCCUCCCCCAGCCCCCUCCCCCAUGUCCCCUGCUGUCACCCCCCGCGUGUCCCAUGUCGCGUCCCCCACCCCCCAUGGCUGCACCGCCCUGGCUCUGUCCCAACCCCCCCUUCGUGUCGCCCUCCCGCACCUCUGGACCCCCCCCCCCCGUUGUCCCCUGUCCCCUCUGUCCCCACCUCCUCAGCCCACUGUCCCCUCCCCGCGCCACCUCUGUCGCCACCGUGUCCCCAUCCCCGCAGUGACCGGGGGGGCUGCGACCUUUUGUCGCCAGCGCCACCCGCGCCCUUUGCCCGCCUGUCCCCAGCGCUGUCCCCGCUGUCCCCUCCCCGCCGGGGGCCGAGGGUCGGGGACACCGCGGGCGACAACCUUCGGCCAUGGGGACACCGGGGGGACACCGGGGGGACACCGGGGGGACACGGGGCCCCCCCGCGCUGCCCCUCGGCCCCGCCGUGUUUGCCCGGGGGGGGCGGGAUUGGGAUAAAAACGGGGCCGGGGCAGGCGGGACCCCAAAGCUGCAGCGGCACCUGGCCAGCCAUGAGGCUCCCGCUGGCCACGCUGCUGCUCCUGCUCGCCGCCGGCCGCCUCGGGGCUGCGCUGCUCCGGCGGGAGGCGGCGAGCGAGGGCUCGGAGGGCUCGCAGGGCUCGGAGCCGGUGGCCAGCGCGGAUUUCCUGAGUCGCCAUCUGCAGAGCCUCUCCGAGCUGGUGGCCCGCGAGUUGCCACCGCAGCUGCGGCCCGAGGAGCUGCGCAGCCAGGCCGAGCUGUACCUGGAGCGGGCUAACAAGCAGCUGGAGCCGCUGGCCCGCGAGCUGCAGAACAACGUGCUGGGGCUCUUCUCGUCCCUGCUGCGCCUGGGCCGCGCCGAGGGGCAGGGGGAGAGCCCCGAGACCCCCUGAGACCCCCGGGGACAGCCCCGAGACCUCCUGAGACCCCCGGGGACAGCCCCGAGACCCCCUGAGACCCCCGGGGACAGCCCCGAGACCCCCGGGGGACAGCCCCGAGACACCCUGAGACCCCCGGGGGACAGCCCCGAGACCCCCUGAGACCCCCGGGGACAGCCCCGAGACCCCCGGGGACAGCCCCGGGACCCCCGGGACCCCCUGAGACCCCUGGGGGUAUCCCCUGAGACCCCCCUCAAAUACAGCCCUGAGACCCCCAAGAUCCCCAGCCCAGCCCCCAGUACAGCCCUGAGACCCCCACACAGACCCUAACUCAACCCUGAGACCCCCCCCAGGAUGGGCCCAGACACAGCCCUGAGACCCCCCCCCUUAAUCCCAACCCAGCCCUGAGCCCCCACCCCAAUCCAGCCCUGAGCCCAUCGUGGGACCCCAAACGCAGCCCUGAGACCCCCCUGAGACCCCCACCCCGGCCCCCAACCCAGCCCCGAGCCCACCCUGGUACCCUGAGACCCCCCCCCGAGUCUCCCCCCCACCACAACCCUGAGACCCCCCCCAAUCCAGCCCAGAGCCCCCCACAGAGCCCCGAGCCCGUCCCAGAA
Molecule: messenger RNA, 1868 nt
Organism: Vidua macroura (Pin-tailed whydah)
Lineage: Eukaryota; Metazoa; Chordata; Aves; Passeriformes; Viduidae
Exons: 3
Coding region: 16-1266 (416 amino acids)
Biological process (GO): lipid transport; lipoprotein metabolic process
Cellular component (GO): extracellular region
Molecular function (GO): lipid binding
Source: RefSeq, a predicted model, not a curated record